Molecule: messenger RNA, 299 nt
Organism: Staurois parvus
Lineage: Eukaryota; Metazoa; Chordata; Amphibia; Anura; Ranidae
Source: the annotation of a GenBank genome assembly
AGGGGCGGACUGACCAUUUGGGAACUCGGGCACUGCCCGAGGGCCCUGGGGCAGUAGGGGGCCCCAUGAGAUGCCCCUGGUACCUUUUCAUAAGCUUUUUUUGGGUGUGGUUUGAUUGUGGGCAAGGACACAGGAGCCCCAUGAUCCCCUAUUGCCCGGGGCCCAUGAGUUGUCAGUCUGCCCCUGCUUGCACCUAAAUUUUACAAUGUCAUACUAUGAUUCUCUUUCAAAAAAGGGAAUGGUAGCUGAUCAGCAGUUGGGAGAUAUCUUCUGAAACAUCUGACCAUUUUUUAAACCAU